GCCCCGGCGUGGACCGGGGUGGGGGCCGGGGCUGCCAGCUUGGCCCUGGCCUGUCAAGCGGCUCAUUGUUCCUGCCCCGGGUGUCACUGGGCGCCGCCGGGGACAAUGUGGCACUGAGCGGGGCGGCCGGCGGCGGAGGGACGAGGCGCACGGAAAGGCUCAUCUCGCCCUCCCGCCAUGGCAUCACCAGACAGAGCCAGUGGCGUGGGCGGCAGUCCUGAGGAGACGGAGCUCAGCAUCACCCUGACCCUGCGCAUGCUCAUGCACGGCAAGGAGAUCGGCAGCAUCAUUGGCAAGAAAGGAGAGACUGUUAAGAGGAUACGAGAGCAGAGCAGUGCACGCAUCACCAUCUCGGAAGGGUCCUGCCCCGAGCGCAUCACCACGAUCACCGGCUCCACCGAUGCCGUCUUCCGCGCCGUCUCCAUGAUCGCCUUCAAGCUGGAGGAGGACCUGGGAGCAGGGGGCGAUGGGGUGUCAGCAGGCAGAGCACCGGUGACGCUGCGCCUUGUCAUCCCCGCCAGCCAGUGCGGUUCCCUCAUCGGCAAGGCGGGAGCUAAGAUCCGGGAGAUCCGGGAGAGCACAGGGGCACAGGUGCAGGUGGCUGGUGACUUGCUGCCCAACUCCACUGAACGGGCCGUCACUGUCUCAGGGGUGCCAGACACCAUCAUCCAGUGCGUGAGGCAGAUCUGUGCUGUCAUUCUGGAGUCGCCUCCGAAGGGGGCCACCAUACCCUACCACCCUGGUCUCUCCCUGGGCACCAUCCUGCUCUCUGCAAAUCAGGGCUUCUCCAUGCAGGGCCAGUACAGCGGGGUCUCUCCUGCAGAGGUGACGAAGCUGCAGCAGCUGUCAGGGCAUGCGCUUCCCUUUGGCCCCCUGGGCCAUCCACCCACCAUGUUGCCAGGCCUGGAUGCCAGCUCCCAGAGCAGCUCCCAGGAGUUCCUGGUGCCCAAUGACCUCAUUGGCUGCAUCAUCGGCCGGCACGGCAGCAAGAUCAGCGAGAUCAGGCAGAUGUCGGGUGCCCACAUCAAGAUUGGCAACCAGACCGAGGGCUCCAGCGAGCGGCACGUGACCAUCACAGGGACCCCUGUCAGCAUCACCCUGGCUCAGUACCUCAUCACAGCCUGCUUAGAGACUGCUAAAUCUACCUCCCAGGUGCCCCCAGGCCCUGGCUCCAUGGACCUCGGCAUGGGCUUCUCCCAGCCCCUCGCCCCAGCCCCAGCCCCCCCAGCCCUCCUGGGCAGCCCCUACGCCAUCUCCCUCUCCAAUUUCAUCGGCCUGAAACCUGUGUCCUUCCUGGCACUGUCCCCAUCCUCCGUGGCAGGUCCCAAUGGUGGCAGCACCACCUACACGACCAAGAUCUCCGCGGCCAACGGCACCAAGAAAGCUGACCGGCAGAAGUUCUCACCCUACUGAGCCCCACUGCUGGGUGGGCCAGGGCAUCCAGGGUGCUACUCAGUAGCAGGGACACCUUCCCACCACCCACCCUGACCUCAGCCUCUGCCAGGUGCCCCCUGUCCCCCACCCCAGGGAAGGGAAGGGUCUUCCCUGGUGGUGAUGCCUGCUGGAGGAAGGGGUUGUUUCAUUGCCUGCUGCCCAUCCCAGCAGCACUGUGCCCCCCUCCCUGAUUUUCUGCACAGAGACCAUGUGUCCUGGUAUUGGGUGUGGGGGCUGCCCCUGCGGGCCUAGGGUCCCUUCUCCCAGUGCCCUGUGCUGGUGUGGGACCUCUGCUUCCUGCUCCUCACCCUGCCUCCCCUGUCAUCCUGCUCAUGUCCACGCUCCAUCUGGCACCCAAAAGCCAGGUCCCACUAGAGGAGGACUGCCUGGCUCUCCAGGAGUCCCCCUUCCACUGGCUCUGGUGGGGGGCCCUCCCUGGGCCACACUGGGAUAAUUGCCUCCCAGAACCCCAUCCAAGAGCCAGUCCCUGCUGGCUUGGAAAUGCUGUAUAUAUAUGAGUCUAUA
This is a messenger RNA of Ficedula albicollis (Collared flycatcher), 1959 nucleotides long. RefSeq names its product poly(rC) binding protein 4 (gene PCBP4). Gene Ontology annotation, cellular component: cytoplasm; nucleus. The transcript is spliced from 14 exons. Gene Ontology annotation, biological process: negative regulation of mRNA splicing, via spliceosome. The record is from RefSeq and is a predicted model, not a curated record. Lineage: Eukaryota; Metazoa; Chordata; Aves; Passeriformes; Muscicapidae. Bases 178 to 1413 code for a protein of 411 amino acids. Gene Ontology annotation, molecular function: mRNA binding.